AUGGGUGUCUCAAAUACCUUGGAGAGUUGUUUUCCCCCAGAUCUUAAGAAGUGGCGGUAUUUAUCAUUGCGGUCUAUGGCAGUAUAUUUACUGGUCUGCAAUUGUCGCCAUACGUACUGCCGUAUAAAUAGCCCUUCUAAAAAGAGUCGCGGUUGCAGCUUUUCAACAUUUGGACCGGUACCCAGGCUCUCCCCAGAGCAAGACUACCUAUACACUUCCUGUUGAAAUCGGUACCCGACUGAUAUAAUAACAAUAUGGCGACAAGCGGAGUUUCACGAAGGGACUGAGCUUCGUGCAAACUGUAGUCGAAAUCAUCGCAUUCUAUCCAACUGUCCGUGCAAAUGAGGCACCAGUCAAACAAGGACACGCCAAAGUGGACAAGAGGAAGCCCGGAGGUGAGGCACUCUAUGUCAAGAGACAGAAUGAGCCCAGGAAAUGAUCGCUACGAAGGUAGGGGAGGUAACAAAGCAGGUCGGUCGCGCAGUCUGGAAAAAGAAGAGCGCAGGAGAGACGGCGCUGGCGGGAAGCGCUCAAGCCGCAGCGACCAUGAGCGUGAUAUCGGCAGAGACCCGUAUCCCGGCGACCAGCGGUACAGCGGCCAAUUCGACAAGCAUGACAGGGAGCCCAAAUACACAAGUUUGCGUGUCAGUAAUUUCCCCUCCCAUGUGUCAGAUAUGGCAAUUAAGGAUGCCCUUUUCCACGAAUUCAAGAAAUUUGGUGAUGUGAAUGUACGGGUGGCAUACAAUGGGGAUGAGAGGUUUGCUUUUGUCAAUUAUCGCAACUCGGAGCAGGCACGUGAUGCUAAACAGGCCAAAGGAGAUCGCUUGACGUUGUUUGCCAAGCUAUUGCGGAUCGAUAGUGUGUUCAGACGAAAGAGUAUUUCGCCAGACCAAGGCUACUCUGGAAGGCAGGGCCAGGAGCCCAUGGGUGGGAGGCGCCAGCAAAACAGAAAUAUGGGGCGGGAUGGUCCCGGAGGCAGGGAUAGAGAUAAUCAGUACGACAGGAGACCUUACGGUGGUGGCGAUGCCUACCAGUCUCGUGAGCGUGAGCGCUAUGAUCGUGAACGUGAUUUAGCACUUCUGCCUGAGGAUGACCCAAAAGCAACGCGUACUGUUUUUGUAGGGAAUUUAGAAGAAGGAAUUCAGGAUAGUGAUUUGAGGCAUGCAUUUGAACGGUAUGGUAUUGUUGAAGAUGUAGAUAUCAAAUACCCGCCGCGUGGCCAGGGUAAUCCAUUUGCAUUUGUGAGGUUUUUGAAUCUUGACAUGGCCCAUAAGGCCAUGGUGUCCAUGUCUGGUCAGUACAUAGGAAGGAACCAGGCCAAAACAGGUUAUGGCAAGCUGUCACCAACAACACGAUUGUGGGUGGGGGGUCUUGGGCCAUGGGUCUCCCUAGGAGUCUUGGAACAUGAAUUUGAUCGCUUUGGUGCCAUCCGUAAGAUUGAUUACUUCAAAGGGGAUGACUACGCUUACAUACAGUACGAAACCUUGGAAGCGGCUCAGGCUGCAGCUUCAAAUAUGAGAGGGUUUCCUCUUGGAGGCCCAAAUCGUCGUCUCCGUGUUGAUUUUGCAGACCCUGAUACAGGCAAUAGUAGACCAUAUUCAGCCCAUUCACCUCCUCGAAGACAACCAAGAGAUGAUGGUGGUGCCGGUGGUUUCAACAACCGUUACAGCCAGGGGCGUGAUUAUCGCCGUGAUUAUUCACCGCCCCCUCCAUUCCGUGACAGCGGUCGCAGUGAUCAAUGGCAAGGAUCUGAUGGUGGUGGUGGAUACCGUGCUGAUUUUAACCGCCGUGGUGCUAGCUGGCAAGGAGAUGAUAUCCGUGGUGAUCCUGAGUGGAGCCGCAGAAACUCGGACGGUGGAGGCAAGCAGUUCAACUCCCGUGGGCCGGACAACCGCCGCAAGCGUCCGGCUUCCCCUGCUGUUGAUUUCAUGAAAGACCGACCAUCUGAUACCAGAGGGAGACCUUUUAAGAAGCGCAGGUCCCCUGAUAAUGGCAGUACUGGUGUGGAACGUCGAUAUGAUGGAAGCUUUGACUCACCAGAGAGGGCCGCGAUGGGUAACACAGACACACCUGAGUACCACAGCAGAAAACGCUACACUGAUGAUAAUGAAAGACGGGAUGGGGAUGGAUACCGUAAUGAAAGGAGGACGUCUGACCGUGGCUACUCGUCCAAGCAGGAUGGAAGGAAAGUUGAAAAGUACGACAGCCUCAUUGAUCUUGUGAAGUACCUCCCGCAGAGUUGGCAGAGCCACAUUGUCCUGAAAAAUAGUGCCUUUGCCACCGCCAUGUACUUCAUCGGCGGAGAUUUGUCUGUGGCUGAGAACCUGCUGCCGAUCAGUGGUACCAGUGAGGAGUCGCCGCUGAGGAUCACCCAGCGUCUGCGCCUGGAUCAGCCCAAGCUGGAUGAGGUGGGCAAGAGGAUUAGUGAUGCUGGCUCCGGGGGCCACUGCUUGCUGCUUUCCCUGCCGGGUGCUGCCGAGGAGGGCAUCCCUGCAGGCACCCAGUUGAGACCUCUGCGCAACCUGGUGUCCUACCUGCAAACAAAGCAAGCUGCCGGAAUCAUUAGCUUGCCUGUGCUGUCUGGAUCAGUCAAAGAUUACGGCAUGCUCCAUGCUUUCCCGCCCUGUGAGUUCUCUCGGAAACAGCUUUUGCGUUACCUGCCAGGUCUGAGUGCAGAGGCAAUGAAUGAGGAUCAUCUUGUUGUGAUCAUCUUGCGUGGAGCUGCUUAAUCGCCCUCCCAAAAUCCCCAUUCAAGUGAAAAUGUUGUUGACAGCUUGUUUGCUUGAGAAAAAAAAGUGUCUGCUGUAGUUUUACUAGCUUGUUUAGUUACGUGUGGUUUUAAAACUAUUUUCACAUUUAAAAAUUCUUUGCAUCGUGUAUAUUUCUGCACAAGACAUUGAUUUUAGCUUCAUGUACAUGAAUUUAUGUCGACAAAAUAACUGUUGUAACCUUACUGAAGUUCAGUUACCUGAAAUUAUAUAUGCAUUGUAAAUCAGGUCAUUUUUGUAAUCUAAAGUUUAAAAUGUUUUCAGAAAAGUUCUGUAAUCUCUGUAAUCACAUCCAACAAAAAGAGAACAAAAUGAGCUGCAAACUUUCAAUUAACUUUUGUUCUUUUCCAUGUACAUGAUUUAAGAAAAACUAUUGAAAGAAAGUUGACUACAUGAUGCAACCUAUAUGAAGCCAGUGAUUUAAUAAUGUAGUGAACGGUAUUUUUGCGUGUUCUCCCAUCUUGUAGAUUUUAGGAUACAGGUAUAUGUACUGUGAAUUUAGAAUUAAGGUACUGUAAACGAAUUCAAUAUUUUUCGCAUAAAAAAUAAUUUUUCGAUACUGAAAUUUGAUUGAUACAUUUGGAAAGUAUUUUGGUGAAAAAUUUGUUUUGAAAAGCAUCGUCAUGUCUCAAAUUCUCGUAGAACUGUAAUGUGUAUAAAUGAAAACAUGUACAAACAUGUAGCUGCAAGACACUUUCAAAACAAUUGAGCAUUCUUUCAGAAAUUCAGCAUCUGUAGCAACAUCCCUCUAUUUUCCUUACAAAAUUGAGCAAAGUUUUGAGCAAUCUUUCUUGAAGUACCAAUUGACUGUCCUGAAUUCCUGAUUCUGUGUAAAGUGCGUUCCAUUUUGGGAAAAUGCCGGCGGAUUUCACUUCAUCUCCCCAGUUCAAAUCUAAAUUCUGUCGUCAGUGGAAAUGAAAUACAAUUUCGGAGCAUUUCAUCUGCCUACAGUGCAUUGAGCCAUUGUUCCAGUGUCCAGUUGUGAUUCAGAAUUUCAGAAUCAUGCCUCAUUGAUAUCGUGUACAUCCAAUUCAGCACAAGAAAUCUGCUUUCGAGUUCGCUUUCGCUGGAGAAAUGCAAUCAGAUUGGAAAACUCAUCAUUAAAAUGUGCCUUGGAAAUGUGUUGGAUUUCACCGUUUACAACAGUUACCUCUCCAGGCGUGAGCGUGUAUCAUCUGCCAAGAAAAUGUAAUGUGUUUUCACACCUCAUCGUGGCUUGUGCUAAAUACAAUUAUUUGAUGUGGAAAAAGCCAAGUAUUUUCUGGAGUCGUUGAAGGAUGGAAAUCGAAUCUUCAGUGUUUUGUGAUGCUGCACUGGACCCUCGUUGAGAUAAACCCCACCCUUGCCUCACCGUGCUCAUUUGAAGGAAAACGAAAAUUAAAAUUUCCAGGAUGACAAAUGGAUCUCUCAAGCAGAACACUGCCCUGGAUCCACAAGCUUCGGCUUCAGUUUGCCAUCCAAUGCCUGCCUGAUGCAUCAAGUUGCGGCCUCUCGCUUCCCCGCUGAUUAGCCACCCUCACAAACCUCACCCCCAUCAAUUUUAAUAAACAAUAUUGAUGCGAGCAUAAUUGCAAUCACGGACCAUUACCAAAUUGCUUAUGCCUUAACUAUAAUGUUAUGGGCACAUGGUGAUUAAAAGCCCCAUCAGAGAGCGAACGUCAUGCUGUGUUUUGUCAUGAGUUGUAACAGCAUCUCCAUGUGGGCUUGUGUCUACACACACACCACAGCAGGCCUACAUGUACACUGUGCCAGAUGAGUGACAUAAGCUUAAUAUGCCGGAGAGAUGCAACGCCAUCAUAUCAGCGUUAAUUUACUAGCCUACCCGUGCGCACUCAGUGAAUAAACAACCAUGUCGGGCGAUAAUUGAGCUUGUUCCCAUGGCAACCUGGAUGCUGAAUAACGCGAGGGAUGGAUUGCCAGGAAUGACAUCUUGAAGUGGCGGAAAGCCUUCAAAAUUGCUAAUGCAUGGUGUGCGUCGCCGUUUUCAUGUGGAACUGAUGUUAUUAAUACAACAAGUGAUUAAUGGCCAAGAGAACUUUUACUAUAGAAAAUUACCACUAGGCCAUGUCUUUAGUCACAGAAUGUGAAAUAAUUGCCCAAAGUUGACUUUUUGAAGGAAAAAAAUUAUUUGAAAAAUUUAUCUGACACAUGGGUUUAAGUUUGGAAUACUGGAAAUUGCUACUUUGGAUGCUUGCUCGAUGCCACAUGAACCAUCCUUGUGCAUGGAUCUUGGAAAUGCAGUUUGCAUCAUUUUGCAAAGGAGCUUCUACUGCAUCCCAUGACCGCCUGCUCACACUACCUCCCUUCUACCACGCCGCUGUUGUACCACAACACCCCGACCUACACCCCGACCUACACUGAUGCACGUCCAAGGACUUUCCACUGUUAACAUCCGCUCGAGAUUAUCACACUUCAGCUGGGGAUCAUCGCACUUCAACUUGGAAAAAAAUGUGCCUCAUAGUUUGUGCCGAGAUCCAACGCGAUCAUCACUUCCCACUUGUGGAGUUUCUUCAUUGGCCAACAACGGCCUGCCCUGUGUGAACUUUGUGCAGAGACAAUCAUCAAGCAUCGUAGGAAUUGUUGAUCAGUUCCUAUCCACCUCACGAGAUUGAGAUCGCCAAGUUGCGUCUGUUGCCAUGGAAAAUAGGGCAGGGGAAAAUCACCCCCUGCCUCUCCGAUAAUACAAAACGGAGGAGUGAAAAAAUGUGAGGAACCACCCUUUGUUGUCGCCGUUCAUCAGACCGUCAUCACACCCAGGAUCAAAUUUGCAGGAGUGUGCUUAUAAUUGCCCCAUUCUACCGAUAUUGCUCGUUUUGUGUUGAACGCUGGAAACGUGGAAAUGCUACCGGGACUACAUUGUUCGUGGAGUUUCGCCCUGUACAGCAUUUCAGGAGCCACAAAAGAAAGCAAUGAACCUGCAAAGUUUUUAGUGUCUCGUGAUGAGAGAAAAAAAAAAUCAACUUGGUUUUGAAAAUUUCAUGAAAAAUUUCGUGGGAUAGAAAGAAAGCUGCAAGUGUGCAAUGAGGAAGGAAGUCGCUGUGUGGAUGUUCCAGUUUCGGCAUUGCCGCGUGUUGCAUGGAGUCGGUGUUAAGUGUUCACGUGCCAACCACCAACAGAACUGCCUGCAUUGUGCUGAUAACAUCAAGCAGUUCAGUGGUUCACACCAAGGAGGAAAUGCAUCCAAAAAUAUGUUUAGUGUCGAUAUCAUUUCCCGAGACACACCAAAUAUGUAGUUUAGAAACUUGCAUAUUAUAUUGUGUAGUUUACAUACAUGUGUAUUUUCUCGUCACUCAGCCCUAGAAAUAGUUGCUUGUUAAAUACCAUAGAUUAAGUUUUGACAAUUUAUUAACAGUGUUCUGUAUGUUUGCAACACACUUUUUGUGUGGUGUACAACAAUGUAUGUGAAAAAC
This is a messenger RNA of Patiria miniata (bat star), 6178 nucleotides long. Its product is annotated as RNA-binding protein 15-like. Bases 342 to 2729 code for a protein of 795 amino acids. The transcript has 2 exons. NCBI's taxonomy places the organism in Eukaryota, Metazoa, Echinodermata, Asteroidea, Valvatida, Asterinidae. The record is from RefSeq and is a predicted model, not a curated record. Gene Ontology annotation, cellular component: nucleus. Gene Ontology annotation, molecular function: mRNA binding. Gene Ontology annotation, biological process: regulation of alternative mRNA splicing, via spliceosome.